Molecule: messenger RNA, 1146 nt
Organism: Octopus sinensis (East Asian common octopus)
Lineage: Eukaryota; Metazoa; Mollusca; Cephalopoda; Octopoda; Octopodidae
Product: mitotic apparatus protein p62-like
Exons: 2
Coding region: 36-1001 (321 amino acids)
Source: RefSeq, a predicted model, not a curated record
GAUCCUAUGUGUGUGUAUAAAAGGAUUUUGAAAAAAUGUUUUUUCUUAAUUAUUUGAUCUUAAUUAUUAUUUUUUUUCGUUUAGGUGACGAGGUGAAUUGGGUACAAUGUGACCGCUGUGAAUUGUGGUUCCACUUGUUGUGUGUUGGCGUCGGAGAGGACGAGGUUGGGGAAGACGAUGAUUACGUCUGCUUCAAGUGUAAGGUACCGCUGAGGUCCGCUGGUGGUGGCACAGUUUCACUGAGGACGGCAGCUAGCGGUGGUGGUGGUACCGUCACUGCUAGCAGCCUGGCCAAUGGUGUCGUCACCACGGUGCCACAGAGAUCAACUAGUAACGUCGGUGGUGGUGGUGGUGUCAGAACCACCAACAGCCUGACCGGUAAUGUCACAGUGCCUCCGUCUCCACCACACACACCAGAUGAAGAGCAGGAGGAGGAGGAGGAGGAAGAAGAGGAAGAGGAGGAGGAGGACGAUGAAGCAGAAGUGGCUUGGUCCUCAAAUGAGGUCGUGUCGCCUGGUGGUGGCACUGGUGCUGACGGGUCUCUGUCUGCUCCGCUUCGCAGCGGUGCCACAACAAAGGACUUUCAGCGACGUGGCUCGGGUGGCGGUGGUGACAGGAUGGAGUUGGAUGCGGCAGCGGUGGAGGAGGAGGAGGAAGAAGAAGAAGAGGAAGAGGAUGGUGGUUGUGAUGGUGUUGGUGGUGGUGAUGAUGAUGGUGCUGAUGGUGGUGCUGGUGGUGAGAGAGAAAAUGGCAAAGUACAACUACAGCAAGACGAUGAUGAUGAUGAUGAUGAUGAUGAUGAUGAUGACGGUGAUGAUGAUGGUGAGGAUGUGGUUAUGACGGUGGACGAUGACAACAGGAACAUUGACGACGAUGACGAUGACGAAAUGUUGACGACGACGACGACGAUGCGAGCAGGCAGGGCGAAGGAGGGGAGCAGUCGCCCAUGGAUAUUGAACCCACGACCGGAAGUAGACAAACAGCAGCGGCAAAGACUAUAAACUCAACAUCAACAGCAGCAGCGACGACAACAACAACAACAAUAACAAAACCAACUACAACAUCAACAGCAGCAGCAGCAUCAGGCCCCUUGGCGGAGACUUUGACGGCCGGAAGGAAAGACCCUGGUAAGAUAAAAAAAAUAAU